Molecule: messenger RNA, 801 nt
Organism: Porites evermanni
Lineage: Eukaryota; Metazoa; Cnidaria; Anthozoa; Scleractinia; Poritidae
Source: the annotation of a GenBank genome assembly
UGGGAUACGCUCUUAAAAAAUUGGAUCAAAGAGAAUCGUGCGGUCUGUAAGUCCUCCACUGAAACUCUGAUAGCUCUGCACGUUUCACGCUUGAGAUCAGGUCCGCUACCGCGGCCAGAGCGUGACCAAGAGCGUGCAGCCCAUGAACUCAUUUCCAUCGUCGAAAAGAAACAAAACCUACGCUUCCUUGAUAACACGUUUCCACUGUUUGGCUUCAUGAGAGAGGUUGCUACAGACGCAAAGAAAAAUCCUGAACUGUAUCUUUGGAGAGGAAUAGUUGAUGCUAUUGCAUACAGUACGGAACUUAAAAAGUAUGUCAUCGUGGAUUUUAAAGCAGUCUACAGUUUGUUAGAUUAUUGGCAGAAAAGAACUGAUUUGUGUGGGAAGCAUUUGCAUCAGUGUUUAGUCUACGCAAAGCUUUUACAGCUGCACAUGGGUCUUGACUACUUGCCUCCUAUCCUGAUUGCAGCUAUCGAUGGAUUUACAGGCAUGGACGGAUUUUUCCCUCUUUUUAAAGAUUACCCUAAGGAGUGCUAUAAGAAGCUUGAUGAGUAUGAAUGGUUCGUAAAUCCGCCUCAGAAACGUCCCCUUAAGAUAUACAAGCCUGAAAAACUGUUGAGCCCCGAAUUCAUAUAUGGAUUUACUGCAAUUUCUCCAAACACAUCGCUGAAAACACUUUUUAAUGCCGAUGCCACAGUGGAAAAUCUCUUAGACCUACUGGGCUACGAUAGCAUUGAAAUCGUUCCCUCAGAAAACAGUAACACCAAUGACAUUUUAUUGGUUCCAUACUUGUGGAGUUAA